AUGUAUCUGAGACUUGACCAUCGAUUCAACAUUAGGUUGACCGUCCAUACUGAGAAGAUAGUGACUACGUCUUCAGCCUUUGACCUCAUCAUUAGCUCGACCCUCCACACUCAUGAUAUGGUGCCCACAUCUUCAGCCUUUGACCUAGAUAUUAGCUCGACCCUCCACACUCAGGAGAUGGUACCUACAUCUUCAGCCUUUGACAUCAUCAUUAGCUCGACCCUCCACCCUCAGGAGAUGGUACAUACAUCUUCAGCCUUUGACCUCAUUAUUAGCUCGACCCUCCACACUCAGGAGAUUGUACCUACAUCUUUAGCCUUUGACCUCAUCAUAAGCCCGACCCUCCACACUCAGGAGAUGGUAUAUACAUCUUCAGCCUUUGACCUCAUUAUAAGCCCGGCCCUCCACACUCAGGAGAUGGUUCCUACAUCUUCAGCCUUUGACAUCUUCAUUAGCACGACCCUCCACACUCAGGAGAUGGUACAUACAUCUUCAGCCAUUGACCUCAUCAUUAGCUCGACCCUCCACACUCGGGAGAUGGUACCUACAUCUUCAGCCUUUGACAUCAUCAUUAGCUCGACCCUCCACACUCCGGAGAUGGUAUAUACAUCUUCAGCCUUUGACCUCAUUAUAAGCCCGCCCCUCCACACUCAGGAGAUGGUACCUACAUCUUCAGCCUUUGACCUCAUUAUAAGCCCGCCCCUCCACACUCAGGAGAUGGUACCUACAUCUUCAGCCUUUGACCUCAUCAUAAGCCCGACCCUCCACACUCAGGAGAUGGUCCCUACAUCUUCAGCCUUUGUCCUAUAUAUUAGCUCAACCGUCCACUCUCAGGAGAUGAUACCUACAUCGUCAGCCUUUGACCUCAUCAUUAGCUCGACCCUCCACCCUCAUGAUAUGGUGCCCACAUCUUCAGCCUUUGACCUAGAUAUUAGCUCGACCCUCCACACUCAGGAGAUGGUCCCUACAUCUUCAGCCUUUGACCUCAUCAUAAGCCCGACCCUCCACACUCAGGAGAUUGUACCUACAUCUUUAGCCUUUGACCUCAUUAUUAGCUCGACCCUCCACACUCAGGAGAUUGUACCUACAUCUUUAGCCUUUGACCUCAUUAUUAGCUCGACCCUCCACACUCAGGAGAUUGUACCUACAUAUUCAGCCUUUGACAUCAUCAUUAGCUCGACCCUCCACACUCAGGCGAUUGUACCUACAUAUUCAGCCUUUGACAUAAUCAUUAGCUCGACCCUCCACACUCAGGAGAUGGUCCCUACAUCUUCAGCCUUUGUCCUAUAUAUUAGCUCAACCGUCCACUCUCAGGAGAUGAUACCUACAUCGUCAGCCUUUGACCUCAUCAUUAGCUCGACCCUCCACCCUCAUGAUAUGGUGCCCACAUCUUCAGCCUUUGACCUAGAUAUUAGCUCGACCCUCCACACUCAGGAGAUGGUACCUACAUCUUUAGCCUUUGACCUAAUCAUAAGCCCGACCCUCCACACUCAGGAGAUUGUACCUACAUAUUCAGCCUUUGACAUCAUCAUUAGCUCGACCCUCCACACUCCGGAGAUGGUAUAUACAUCUUCAGCCUUUGACCUCAUUAUAAGCCCGGCCCUCCACACUCAGGAGAUGGUACCUACAUCUUCAGCCUUUGACAUCAUCAUUAGCUCGACCCACUCAUGA
Molecule: messenger RNA, 1671 nt
Organism: Mizuhopecten yessoensis (Yesso scallop)
Lineage: Eukaryota; Metazoa; Mollusca; Bivalvia; Pectinida; Pectinidae
Product: mucin-1-like
Exons: 1
Coding region: 1-1671 (556 amino acids)
Source: RefSeq, a predicted model, not a curated record